Messenger RNA from Notolabrus celidotus (New Zealand spotty), 2278 nucleotides. Its product is annotated as heterogeneous nuclear ribonucleoprotein L-like. Gene Ontology annotation, biological process: regulation of RNA splicing; mRNA processing. Bases 53 to 1642 code for a protein of 529 amino acids. Gene Ontology annotation, molecular function: mRNA binding. The record is from RefSeq and is a predicted model, not a curated record. The transcript has 14 exons. NCBI's taxonomy places the organism in Eukaryota, Metazoa, Chordata, Actinopteri, Labriformes, Labridae. Gene Ontology annotation, cellular component: nucleus.
UUCCCACAGACAGUGAACGCAGCAGGAGGCCGGCACAGGGGGACAGGACAACAUGGCUGCCGCUGCGGGCCGAUUUUACGGAGAAGGCGGCAGAGCAACGAAAAGACAGAAAACUGAAGACGGAGGGAUGACAACGGAGAACUAUGAUGACCCUCAUAAACCGCUGCCCUCCCCAGUGGUGCACAUCAGGGGCCUGGUGGAUGGCAUCAUGGAGGCAGACCUGGUGGAGGCCCUGCAGGAAUUUGGAGCCAUCAGUUAUGUGGUCAUGAUGCCCAAGAAGCGCCAGGCCCUGGUUGAGUAUGAGGACAUGAACGGCUCCUGUAAUGCUGUGAAUUACGCAGCAGAGAACCAGGUUUACAUAGCAGGCCAUCCUGCCUUCAUCAAUUACUCCACCAGCCAAAAGAUCUCCCGUCCAGGAGACUCUGAUGACACCCGGAGCGUCAACAAUGUGCUGCUGCUCACUAUCAUUAACCCCAUCUAUCCUAUCACCACGGAUGUGCUCUACACCAUUUGUAACAACUGUGGUCCUGUGCAGAGGAUUGUCAUCUUCAGAAAGAAUGGUGUUCAGGCCAUGGUCGAAUUUGAUUCGGUCCAGAGUGCACAGAGGGCCAAAGCCUCACUCAAUGGGGCAGACAUCUAUUCUGGCUGCUGCACUCUUAAAAUUGAGUAUGCCAAGCCAGCACGCCUUAACGUCUUCAAGAAUGACCAGGACACGUGGGACUACACAAAUCCAAACCUCAGUGGCCAAGAUGCUGAUGGUGAAGGCAAUUGGAACAAUUCACAAGAUCCUAAUGCCAACCCUAACAAACGCCAGAGGCAGCCUGCUCUUCUGGGAGACCACCCACCUGAUUAUGGUGGCCCUCAGGGAGGUUAUCAUAGCUAUAAUGACGACAGCUAUGGUCCUCCGCCUCCCCACCGCAUGGGGCCAAGUAUGGGUGGGCGUGGGCGUGGUGGGCAGCGUUAUGGCCCUGGAUAUGGACCACCGCCCCCAGAGUACGGUCCUCAUGCUGACUCCCCUGUACUUAUGGUUUACGGCCUCGAACCUUCAAAGAUCAACGCUGACAAGGUCUUCAACAUCUUCUGCCUCUAUGGAAAUGUAGAGAGGAUUAAGUUCAUGAAGAGUAAGCCUGGAGCAGCGAUGGUAGAGAUGGGAGACUGUUACUCUGUGGACAGAGCCAUUACUCACCUCAACAACAACUUCCUUUUUGGACAGAAACUCAACGUUUGUGUGUCCAAGCAGCAGGCUAUUGUUCCAGGACAGUGCUACCAGUUAGAGGACAACACCAGCAGCUUCAAAGAUUUCCAUGGAUCCCGCAACAACCGUUUCACCUCUCCAGAGCAGGCCGCCAAGAACAGAAUCCAGCAUCCCAGUAACGUCCUUCACUUCUUCAAUGCUCAGCCUGACAUCUCCACAGAGAUCUUCAACCAGGUCUGCGAUGAACUGGGAAUUAAGAAUGCUGCAAGUGUAAAACUUUUCACCGGAAAGAGUGAGCGAAGUUCAUCUGGCCUUCUGGAGUGGGAAUCCAUCAACGAUGCCAUGGAGGCUCUAGCUAUGAUGAACCAUUACCAGAUGAAAAAUCCCAGUGGGCCUUACCCGUACACACUGAAAUUGUGUUUCUCAACUACACACCAUGCCAACUAAAACUCUUCCCUUCAACUUUUUGUAACGUUUUGUGUCUUUACAUAGAGUAUACAGUUGUUCUUUUGUCACGUCCCAUUAAAACAUUCAAUCAGUAUUGACUAAAAAAUAGAAUUGAUGUUAAGAAUAUGUUAAUUUAACCAUGACUUUGUAAGAUUUAUUUCACUUUUACAAUGUUUUCAAUCAGAUGUAUUUCUUUUUAAUUUUGUGUUCAAAACACUAGAUUUACACUUGAAGAACAUGUCAAUGUGGACCUCAGAUCAUGUUUGUAGUUCAAGUGAACAGUAACCAUUAUGUCACUACUAAUGUAAUCAGGGUUCACACCUUCAGAGAUGUUUUAUUUAUUCACUCCUGACAGGAAACACCCACUUACAUUCAUCAAGAAUUAUAAAUACAUUUCUCAGUAAGUCCUUGUAGAGAGAAGGAGCUGUAGUUCUUUUGAUGAAAAGUCAAAAUGACACCCCUGUGCUUGUAUUUAGGUGGCUGUGUUGAUGCCCUGACAAAAAAAAUAUUUGACUGUUCAGAUGAGAGAAUGGCAUGCACGAAAGAGAUGGUCAUCUGUAAGAAAAGUGUUUAGGCACUAUCAACAUUUCAAUGUCCAGUUGUUUUCUUUUUUAGUAAACAAUACUGUGAAUAUUA